CAGUGGUGAGAGGUGUGAGGCAUUAACUUAGACAUACUGGACAAGAUUUCUGUCAUCCUGCAUGAUGAAAGCUGUAGAAAAGCAAUUGUGAAUCUUAACGGAACUGUCUUUCUGUUAUCAAAACGAAAUAACAAGGAAAUCAACCAAAUCAUAAUUAUUCUUAGAAGACCUCGGGAAGCACACAGACAUCUGUGAGUCCAUUCCUGUGCAAAAUGAUAAACUACUGGGUGAUUUUAUCCGUCUACAUCCUGACGUUUCUGAUCGGCCUUCCCACCAAUCUGCUGGCCAUUUGCACGUUCGCUAAGAAACUGGGUGACAAACCCAGUCCGAAUGACAUUCUGCUCUUUAACCUGACGGCUUCUGACUUGCUCUUCCUGCUCUUUCUGCCCUUUAAGAUGUACGAAGCUGCCAUUGGCAUGAAAUGGUACUUAUCCCAGAGCCUGUGCUCCAUUGCCUCCUAUUUCUUCUUCACCACCAUUUACACCAGCUCCCUGUUGCUCAUGGCUAUAGCCACUGACCGCUACUUAGGGCUUGCGUUUCCAAUCAAAUACAGACUGUUGCGUAAACCGCUCUACGCCGCAGUAGGAAGCGGCAUCAUCUGGCUGGUCAGCGCUGCCCAUUGCAGCAUCGUAUUCAUCAUAGUUCAUAUGCCAGAUCCCAACGCCACCGUUCCCAAAGUCGUCUGCUAUGAAAACUUCACAGAGAAGCAAAAGAAGAUCUUGCUACCGGUUCGACUUGAAUUUUUUGUGGUUAUGUACAUGCUACCGCUCUUAGUUAGUAUCUUCUGCUAUAUCAACUGCAUCUACAUCCUGUACAGCAGGCCUCAUAUAACCAAAGAGAAAAAGCAAAGGGCCAUCGGCAUGGCGUUGUGCACACUCACCAUCUUUUUGCUCUGUUUUUUACCCUAUAACUUGUCCCAUCUGGUGGGUUUCAGCAGCAACAACAGCCCGUUGUGGAGGUACUACACGCUCCUGCCCAGCACCCUCAACACCUGUCUGGAUCCGUUCGUGUUUUACUUCUCCUCUUCCACUUUCCGUAAAAGCAAAACUGUUUCUUUACUCAAGAGGUGGUGUUUUAGAUGCAAGAAGACUCGAAAGGGUAAAACUGAUUUUGAGGUUAUGACAUAAUGAAGUGUUUUUGCAUUUGAACAUCAGUUAUGUCAUGACUUCAUGCGAAUUGCAAGAUUUAAAUUGUCGUUUUUCAAAGUAGUACUAAGGUUUGGGGUUGUUAAGAAUUUUUUAUUUUUUUAAAAAAAGUCACUUUUGCUCGCCAAGGCUGCUUUUGUUUGAUCAAACAUAUUGUAAAAAGUGUUAAAUAUUAUUAGAAUUUAAAACAACUGUUUUUUGUUUGAAUAUGUUUUAAAAUGUGAUUUAUUUCUGUGACGCAAACCUGAAUUUUCAGCAUCAUUACUCCAGUCUUCGGUGUCACUUGAUCCUUCAGAAAUCAUUUUGAUUUGCUGAUUAAGAAAGGUUCAUUAAAAUAUGCUGAAUAUUCAACUGUUUCCUGUAGUGGCUUUGGAAUUUAUUUUUAUUAUUUCAUGGAAAAU
This is a messenger RNA of Labeo rohita (rohu), 1546 nucleotides long. Its product is annotated as free fatty acid receptor 2. Gene Ontology annotation, biological process: G protein-coupled receptor signaling pathway; cellular response to fatty acid. Gene Ontology annotation, molecular function: G protein-coupled receptor activity. NCBI's taxonomy places the organism in Eukaryota, Metazoa, Chordata, Actinopteri, Cypriniformes, Cyprinidae. The coding region runs from base 213 to 1127 and encodes 304 amino acids. Gene Ontology annotation, cellular component: plasma membrane. The transcript has 3 exons. The record is from RefSeq and is a predicted model, not a curated record.